UCAGAUACUGACCGCGCAAGCUGUUAAUAACUGAUGCUCUGAUUUAUUAACAAUUACAAUUGUACAUUGAGUCGAAACAACACCACGUUUAUUUUUUUGUGUAUAUAAAAUUUUAAAUUUAAAAAUUAUUUCUUUGUUCUUUUUUUUUUAUCAAUAUUUAUAUGACAAAGAAGUGUUACUCAAUGUUAUAAAUAAAUUUUCUAAAAGAUAAUUAUCAGCAUCAUCAUUACACGUUCUACUCACAGCUAAAAAUAUAUAAGUUGUUUUUUCGAGAAUCAUCUAAAAGCAAAUCAAGUUUCAAUAUAGGUAUAGAAAAAUAAACAAUUUCUUUGUAAAGAUUAUUGACUUGAGAAGUGACACAUUGGUGAAAAUAUCUUCAGAUUAUUAUCAUCAUCUUAUCAAUCGCAGAAAAGUGAAUCGUAGUACUUUAAAUGCAAAAGAAUGCAAUUUCUAAUCUAAAAUUUUUAAUCAACAAUUGAUAACAAAACCGAUAUAUAUACGUAUGAUUUUAUUUAAUUGUAACACAGACAAAAUGACAUUACUUGUUAUUUUAUUAAUUGGUCUUUGUGCAACAAAUGCAUUUGCUAGUUCUCACAAAGAUCCACAUUUUUUACCUGGACACGAUACCAUUGUUCAUUUGUUUGAGUGGAAAUGGUCAGAUAUUGCUCAAGAAUGUGAAUCUUUUCUUGGACCAAGAGGCUUUGGUGGAAUUCAAAUAUCACCAGUACAAGAAAAUAUAAUUGUUUCAUCGAGACCAUGGUGGGAACGGUAUCAGCCAAUUUCAUACAAAUUGACGACUCGUUCGGGAAAUAAAAAUGAUCUUAGAAAUAUGAUAAGUCGAUGCAACAAAGCUGGUGUUAGAAUUUACGUUGAUGCAGUAGUUAAUCAUAUGAGUGCUGAUCAAUCAACAGGAAAAGUAAUUGGAACAGGAGGUUCAACAGCUGAUCCACCAUCAAGAAAUUAUUCUGCUGUACCUUAUGGAAAAAAUGACUUUAAUAAAUUUUGUUCUAUAAAUAAUUAUGAUGAUCCAGUAAUGGUCAGAAAUUGUGAACUUGUUGGACUUCAUGAUUUAAAUCAGAAACUUGAAAAUGUUCGACAAAAAAUUGUUAAUUUUAUGAAUGGUCUUAUUGAUAUGGGUAUUGCUGGAUUUCGAAUUGAUGCUGCAAAACACAUGUGGCCAGAAGAUCUUAAAGUAAUAUAUUCAAGACUUCAUGAUCUUAGUACGACAAGUGGUUUUGCUAAAGAUUCUAAGCCAUUUAUUUAUCAAGAAGUUAUAGCAGAUAGUGGUAUUCCAGCAACUGACUACAGUGGUUUUGCUACAGUUACUGAAUUUAAAUAUGGCAAUGAAAUAAGCAAUGCAUUUUUAGGAAAUAAUCAAUUAAAAUGGCUUCAAACUAUCGGUAAUAAUUGGGGUUUGUUACCAAAUUCUGAUGCUGUAAUUUUCAUUGAUAAUCAUGAUACACAAAGAGAUAAUAAUGUGCUUAAUUAUAAAUCUUCGAGGCUUUACACAAUGGCUGUUGCUUUUAUGCUUGCUUAUCCUUAUGGAACUCCAAAAAUCAUGAGUUCAUUUGCAUUUGAUAACAAAGAUCAAGGUCCACCAGCUGACUCACAAGGAAAUAUUCUUUCGCCAGUAAUGAAAAAUAAUAAAGGUUGCAAAGGAGGCUGGGUGUGUGAACAUCGCUGGCGUCAAAUACAAAAUAUGGUUGGUUUUCGAAAUGCCGCUAAUAAAACUUCAAUAACAGAAUGGUGGGAUAAUUUGAAUAAUCAAAUUGCAUUUUCUCGAGGUAAAAAUGCUUUUAUCGCUAUUAAUGGUGAUAAAACCGAUUUGAAAACAACGAUCCACACUCAGCUUCCAGCUGGUAGAUAUUGUGAUGUUAUUUCUGGCAGUAUUAAAAAUAAUACAUGCACAGGAAAAAUUGUAGUUGUUAAUGCAACUGGACAUGCAUACAUUGAGAUUCUUUUAACAGAUAAAGAUGGAGUUCUUGCAAUACACAAAAAGGCUCAAUUAAAAAAUUAGUAAAUUGUAAUAGUUAAUUAAAAUAUAAUGUUAAUAGAAAAUUAAAUUUAUCAUAAAUUGAUUGAAUCUAUAUGAUGAUUGUUAAAUAAAAUAAAAUGUAUCAAUUAAUUGACAAUAAAAAAAUAAUAUUUUCAAGAUAAAUAAAUGAUUUUUUUUUUUAAUAGAAAAUAAU
This is a messenger RNA of Aphidius gifuensis, 2189 nucleotides long. RefSeq names its product alpha-amylase A-like. The transcript has 4 exons. Gene Ontology annotation, molecular function: cation binding; alpha-amylase activity. Lineage: Eukaryota; Metazoa; Arthropoda; Insecta; Hymenoptera; Braconidae. Gene Ontology annotation, biological process: carbohydrate metabolic process. The coding region runs from base 503 to 2017 and encodes 504 amino acids. The record is from RefSeq and is a predicted model, not a curated record.